Diaporthe batatas is the source of this 3154-nucleotide messenger RNA. RefSeq lists its product as uncharacterized. Lineage: Eukaryota; Fungi; Ascomycota; Sordariomycetes; Diaporthales; Diaporthaceae. The record is from RefSeq and is a predicted model, not a curated record. Gene Ontology annotation, molecular function: histidine phosphotransfer kinase activity; phosphorelay sensor kinase activity. The transcript has 2 exons. The coding region runs from base 173 to 3070 and encodes 965 amino acids. Gene Ontology annotation, biological process: phosphorelay signal transduction system; protein autophosphorylation.
CUCGGCUCAUACUGGCAAUUUGCCUCCCGAAUCAACAUGGGGGCAUGCUGUGCUAUGUUGACCUGUGCCACAUCGCGCUCACUUGCCGUUGCCUUUCUCGUCACUCCCUAACCAUCUUUCCUACCUGCCUGUGCAAUCCGUUAUUCUCGCCCUUGCACCCUCCUAGGUGACUAUGAUGCGACUUGGGGCUCGUGGCAGAGCCGUGACCCCUCCCAAACCACCGACUUCUCCAGCCUCAACCUCCUCUGCCACAGUCUUCACUCCUUGUUAUCCCAAGUCGGAGGCUGACAAGUCAGCGUCCCGGCCACUUCCUACCCGUCAGUUGCUUAUUUCGGAUGACCGGCUGUGUAGCGAACCAAUUUUGGCAUUUGACGAGGAGCUGCACAACGCAAGUUACAAUCCGCUUCCGGGAAACGAUCUGCCGCAACGACCCAAUGGGUUCACCGACCCAUAUCUUAUGCCGUCCCUGGCGAGGAAUGAACGACUUCGACUGACCAUGCUGUGGUACUAUACUCGCGGUCUCGAUGGAGACCGUGAAUUCGUGCAGCUGCUACAAGAGAAGCUGGAUCUGGUUCAGACUUUCGUGCAGUGGGACUUCGCGAUAUUAGGGCUGCUUAGCGAAGAUAUGUUCACUCGGGUGGCUGCAUCUGGCAUGCCUACGGCUAUCGUUCCUCGUCGGGAGAGCACCUGCUCCCACACAAUCAACCAAGAGCCAGGAGCUGUCUUCAAAUUACCCAACAUGGCGGGCGACUGGCGAUUCCAGGCAUCUCCUCCCGUCGCGCAAGGCGGCCUUGGUAGUUACGCCGGGGUGCCACUCCGGUGUAUGACCCCAACGGGCGAACAGGUUGCCCUCGGAAGCCUUUGCGUGGCCUCCAACUCGGCACAUGCACAUCUCACUCCGAGUCAAGAAGCUGCCCUCAUCGCUUUCGGAGACAUGCUCGUCACAGAUAUCGUUAAUCGUUCGCGUUAUGAACGACGACAGCAGCGCACCAACAUGGCACAGCGCCUUGCAGAGUCCCUUCUUGGCGAUCCGGACAAUGCCGAGACACGCAUCUUAGAUCUUGUGCGUGAAUUUUAUCCCGACGCUUCUGUUGAUAUACUUGAGGCUCCCGACAACACAAUCCCGCUACCCAGGCAUCAUCCUGUGGAUGUGAGUAGUAUUCACGAAGGCCUGUGGGAAGAUACAGAGUUCAUCGACGAGCUCAUCAGGACGGCGAACUUUACGAGGAUCAACACAUCAAAGACUGUACGAGCUAUUGCCCACCAUUGCCAGAACUUCCCUUAUCAAAGGUUCCUCGUUGUGGCUUCGAGUCACGUCCAGGUCGUGUUUGAUGAUGUGGAUUCAUGGUUCGUCGAAAGGUGCGCCACAUCUCUUGCCACAGCAUUUCAGGAAAGAAGCUUGAGAGAGGCCAUGAAGGCAAAGGACCAGUUCAUCAGAGGGAUCACCCACCAACUACGGACCCCCAUUCAUGGGGUCCUGGCGUCUUGCGAGCUUCUUAGUGAAGAACUGGCUGCCCGCAACGAACUCAGAGAAGGUACGGUUGGGAAUGAAACAAACCCGUCGUCCUUCAUCAAAACCAUCAGAGACUCGGGAAGACAACUGAUGAUGACGGUAAACAAUAUCCUCAAACUCAACUAUUGGUCAGAGACCAUCGCAACUAGGCACCACUUCGGCCUACAAUCUCUUGCCCACCUGGAAGAGGACAUCGUGCACCAGGUGAAACAGUUGGUUUCAGAACACGACUUUCCGUCGACUCCCAUCUUCUUUGAUAACCGACUGGGCAGUGAUGAAUAUCUUACCAUCAUGGAUCCGUCGCUACUGAAAGAAUGUUUACAACCCUUACUCCUUAACGCAUUGUCUAAUGACAACGAUGGCGCCGUGGCUGUUGUCAUUUCGUCACCACCUGACAAAUCUCGCUUGAUUUUUGACGUCCUGGAUGCCGGCUGUGGUAUUCCGCCAGCUGAUCAGGCCCGAAUUUUUGAGGCAUUCGAAAAGAUUGAUCCACACAGUCGUGGAGCAGGGCUCGGUCUGACCAUAGCGACGAAAAUAGCCGCCUCGAUGAACGGCAAUGUGUCUUUAGUCUCGUCAUCGCAAGACCCAGACAACCAUGGCUCUCACUUUCGCGCCGAACUUUGCGGACCCGAACUCACACGAGACACCGCCCGUCAGUCGCGGACAUUGGAAUCCCUUCAACACAUACCUCGUCGGUUCCGGAUUGCUGAUACUCCCGAUCAACGCUCUCAAUUGAUUUUGCAUUUCGCGAGCUUCCUCGAGCAUCGGGGGUUCGAACGAGUGGACGCCUGCAUGGAAGCCUUCACAAUCGUCACUUACACACCAGAUACCGUCAAAUUCCAGAGAAUACUCGACUCCUUGGAGCAUGGGCAACGCUUAAUCUGCUUGACUCCCACAGGCUUGGAAGAUGUGCGGGACGACAGGGUUCACUUUCUCUCCGGCCCUUUCUUUUCAGCGCGUCUGCACGAAGUCCUCCAAGAACUCGACAAGGCAUACAAAAUCCAAAAUCUCAAAAGCGAAAACAAUCUGUCAGACGGUCCUCAAGUCCACGAGAACGAUGGACUACACCGACUGUCAGCGCUUCAGAUUGCAUCACCGCCAACCCAACCACCAGAGAUUGAUCCUGUUGCACUGCUAGUGGACGACAAUAUUGUGAAUCUACGUAUUCUGCAAAUGUACUGUGAGAAGCGGAAGAUAACUUACAGCACGGCAAUCAAUGGCAUAGAGGCUGUGGACCGAUUCGAGAAGUCUUUAUCAGAUUACCGGCCGAUCAAUCUCAUCCUCAUGGACUUACAAAUGCCUCUUUGCGACGGCGUUGAAGCAACUCGGCGGAUUCGCGACAUUGAAAAGAAGAACCAGCAUGCGAGUUUCCACAGUCGCAUUUUUAUGAUUACAGGUCAAGACUCCCCCGAAGACAAGGGUUUAUCCUUCUCAGCCGGCGCAGAUGCCUUUUAUGUUAAGCCAACGGGUAUAAAGGCCCUUGACAAAGGCAUUGGAGAGCAUUUCCCGGGGUUUCUAAGAAAGAUUCCGCUUGUUAAGCCAAAGAUAGAAAGAUGAGGUCACGUGGAAUUUGAUGAUUACGUUCUCAAUUCUUGAACCCUGCAAACAAGAUUAACACGGAAAGGCCCAGCGUUGUCGAAU